Molecule: messenger RNA, 512 nt
Organism: Thamnophis elegans (Western terrestrial garter snake)
Lineage: Eukaryota; Metazoa; Chordata; Lepidosauria; Squamata; Natricidae
Product: diacylglycerol O-acyltransferase 2-like
Exons: 4
Coding region: 108-512 (134 amino acids)
Biological process (GO): triglyceride biosynthetic process
Cellular component (GO): endoplasmic reticulum membrane
Molecular function (GO): diacylglycerol O-acyltransferase activity
Source: RefSeq, a predicted model, not a curated record
GUGUUCUUGUUUAAGUAAGCCCUGACUGCCGUCUGUUCUCCAAUUCCAUGUUGCAACUUUGCAAUUGAUGAAUGGUUAGGUAAACCAGGCAGGUGCGAUCAGGUUUAAUGGACUGUGAGAAUCACCUUGAGAAGCAGAAGGAAGAAGAACAGGAGCCAGACAAUGGGACCGGUUCCAGCAUCUUGUCAACCCUUCAGGAUCUGUCUUGGCUGUCCAAGUCAAAAGUGGAGAAGCAACUGCAGGUCAUUUCAGUGCUACAAUGGGUGGUCUCAUUCCUUAUGAUGGGUAUUAUAUGCACCAUUUUCCUCAUAUAUAUGCUCUGCACAGACUGUUGGAUUAUAGCAGUUCUGUACUUAGUGUGGUACGCCUUCGACUGGAACACUCCUAGUAAGGCUGGAAGGAGAUCACAAUGGAUUAGGAACUGGGCCAUCUGGAGAUACUUUCGGGAUUACUUUCCAAUCCGAGUGAGUUGUUGGGAUGUCUUAUCGGAGAUUAUUUCAAUGAAGUGUUAA